GUUUCUGAGAGCGUGGGAUACAGAUAGACGGUCGUUUUCUCCUCCGCCAACGCACGUUGGGCAACGCGACUUCGAGACAGAUCCGUUGAGCAACCGCCGUCGACUCGUGCCGCCCUCACUCUGCCCGCGGUUACACAACGCGAUGAGUACAUAGGCGUUUCCCCUCUCCACCUCACAUACGGCGCUUUGGACAUGUGCAUGCCUGUUGACCACGGCGACGCCACGAUCAUUUCGUACGCAGAGAUCUUCGCAGCAACGCCGGUACAACCGAUUCUGCCGACACGACCACCGUACCAACGUCACCGCCGACUUCGACAUCAGCGACCGAUACCGUCACUUGCAUUAGUUGUGGUACCGGAAUCGUCAGCAUCGGCGCCGGAAGACAACGCUACGAUUGUUGCUAACGUACCGAAGCGGACAGAAAGAACUUUGCGUUGCACGUGCCACGGCACAUCGGAGGCCAUGCGAUUGGGCGUGAAACCGCACGUGACGGCCACCGACGACGUAACGUUGUCSGUCCGACUGUUCAUCGCACUAUCCAUCACUAUCCUGGCAUCCAAACUGAUUGCCGACACAAUGUACUCGACUGGCGUGGACGGUUCAUUGAUCGAAAAACCACGGUCGUAUAGGGCCAAAAGACAGUUGCCGCCAAUCGAGCAGGGCAACAUGGUGAUCGACAGCAUAUUUCAGAUUCCUAUCAAUACGCUUAGCGCCGUCGGGACGCUAAUUAAGACYGCCAGACCUCUGGUGCGCAGGACCCGCGAACGCAUUCAACAAUAUUACACUGGCUACCAGCAGCAAUACAACAACGGUCAGCAGCAGUACGGCAAUGGUCAGCAGCAGUACGGCAACGGUUUGCAGCAAUACAGCAACGGCCAAUUGUACUACACCAGCGGCCAGAAGCGCUACAGCAUUGGCCGGCUGAACUCCAACACCGACCAGAAAUCACGUCAGGACAACGGAGGAGAAGAGUUAGUUAACCGGCCAAAGCGAACGCAAAUGACUUAUCGGAACAGAUACGAUCAGCCCGACUACUGGAUGAGACACCUAUACAAAUCCAAAGUUUACUGAUUGUUUCAAGCGAUUUGUAACGAAAUACUAUGAGUUCCGUUACGAAUUAGUGCUUAGAUAUUCAGAUAUAGUGAUCCUCAAUAUUAUUGAAUUGCUCGCUGGCUCAUAAAUGUGUACAUUUUGUAUAUCUUCCAUUGAAAAAUUCAAAUUCAACUUUUUAGAUUUAUUUAAUCUACAUAAAUUUCAUGGUAUGGUGAUGUACACACCUACAAUGUUAUACCGUUUAUAAAUAUGUACAUUAGACAUUUAUUUGA
Diuraphis noxia (Russian wheat aphid) is the source of this 1325-nucleotide messenger RNA. RefSeq lists its product as uncharacterized. Lineage: Eukaryota; Metazoa; Arthropoda; Insecta; Hemiptera; Aphididae. The record is from RefSeq and is a predicted model, not a curated record.